AACCGGCGCGCGCUGUGAAAAUGGCUGUGUCUGUAUUAUAAAUAUAGCGUUAAAAACGUGAAGAGAAUGAAAACGGCGAAAGACAAGAAAAGAAAGCACUCUCGCAGGGGGUCGGCUGAUGGAGCCAGAAAAAGGAGAAGCACAGAAUCCAGCGUGGAGGAUCCUAAGGAGGAGGUGAAUCACGUGCUGGAGGUUCAGGAAGAGCCAAGCGACAUGGAGGAAGGUGCGCUGGACCUGAGCGUGCCUUUCAAACCCAUCAGCGAUUACGUGAACGACAGACAGGAGAUGCUCGAGCAGUGCUUCCACGUCCUCGGCCAAGACAAGCUGAAAAAGAUGCUGCCGGUCGAGCUGAAGGACUGCACGUUCACCGAGAUCAAGGCUCUCUGCUGGGAUCAACUGCAGCAGCUGUCCGAGAACAAUCUGCUCCAGAUACUGGAGGGUAAAGAGGUGACGGCUAACGCAGAAACUGAGGAAAAAGAUAUUAAAAGAACUUCAGUGGACAGUCAGCAGGACAAUAAUGUGGAUUCCACAUCAUCUAUGAAAGAGUCUGCUGAAAGAGAAGAUAAGCAAGGUUUAUCCGGAGAGGAGAGCGACGUUCUAAGCAUUAACGCUGACAUAAAUGACAGUGACAUCGAAGGCCACGAAGACCCCAAACCUCAAGAAGUGGAAGUCCCCGCUCCUACAGUGAUGCCCCAGCACCACCAAGCCCCACCUCCUGAACCGGACCUCCAAUCAGACGAGCCAAAGCUGGAGCUUCAGCGUGACAUCGACAAGAGCGUCAGCGAGAUCCUUGCUUUAAGUAAUCAGGGUAAUGACGAGGCAGAGCUUGAGCUGUGUUCGCAGCCGGUUGCUAUGGAAGAGGCUCCUGCAUCACUUCCUGUUGCAGCACCAUCAGCACAGCAGCUGGCACUUCUGGAAUUAGAGAUGAGAGCGAGAGCCAUCAAAGCUUUAAUGAAGGCCCAGGAGGUGAAGAAAUAAACUUUGCUUGCCGUCAGGUCUAAAGCCAUAUUGGCUUCUGUAAUUUUGUCCAAUGAACAUAGGCAGCCAUAUUGGCUUUUUUUGUUGCUGUUGCUUAAUUUUUGUUUUGAGUACUGGUAUAAUAGACGCUUUUUAUUUUAGAAAACAGACACUUUUGUUUGAGUGAACUGUCUCUCACCUUGACCCGUCUUAAAUAAACACAACGUUGAUUCAAAAUGUGUCAGGUUCUUAGUUGUUUGACGUAUUUAUUAUUAUUAUUAUUAUUAUUAUUAUUUAUUUAUUAAUAUAAACAGCACGUUUUAUUGUAUUUUAAACAUACACACUUAUAGUAAGAAUUUAAUAGUUGGACAGUUCUGCUGGCUACUACUAGUUUAGGUAGUGAUUAGUCUGGUGCCUUUAUUGGCCACUAGAGGUCAUUGUUUAACAGAUUUUCCUGUAUUGGCCACUAAAGUGUUAUUGUACUGUAUUUCCAUUUACUAGUAUCCUUUCAUUGAAUUUCUAUUGUCAACAGAAGUCUAGCUGUAGUAGCACAAAAUAAAUUUUGUCAUAAAGGCUG
This is a messenger RNA of Clarias gariepinus (North African catfish), 1534 nucleotides long. RefSeq names its product caspase activity and apoptosis inhibitor 1. Bases 67 to 978 code for a protein of 303 amino acids. The record is from RefSeq and is a predicted model, not a curated record. NCBI's taxonomy places the organism in Eukaryota, Metazoa, Chordata, Actinopteri, Siluriformes, Clariidae. The transcript has 6 exons.